Messenger RNA from Trematomus bernacchii (emerald rockcod), 3985 nucleotides. It is a transcript of the gene usp6nl, whose product is annotated as USP6 N-terminal like. Lineage: Eukaryota; Metazoa; Chordata; Actinopteri; Perciformes; Nototheniidae. The record is from RefSeq and is a predicted model, not a curated record.
AAUCACUCAGGUAGUGGGUUUGCUGUUGCUGUACAUCUGUGCUUAGAGACAGGCGGUUUAAAGAAGCGCCAUCAAAGAGUACCCGAGGAUAUUUGAGAGUUUGUAAGCUUGUGUUGAAAUCGGGAAAUCAAAAAGAAGAAGAUUGAAAGGAAAGUCAUCGUACAACACCACCCAGAAACGAGUACCGUAUCUCGGAGAAAUCGAGAUCCCCAGAACCCGGGAGUCAUGCUGUGGAUUAGGGGAUGAGUCCGGAAGAGGAGCCAGGGAGGGAUGAGGUUGUGGAGGGUGAGAGGGCAACAAUGGGACACCCCUGCCCUUUGCCACAUCUGGCUGCCUCCCUCCUCCCUGCUGCUGUCUCCCGGUGAGCAUGCAGGUCCUUCAGAUCGUCAAGGAGCUGGUGUCGCCGUCCAGACGCAGGGCAGCGGCAAGAUUUGGAGCGUCUGAUCAGGAUGCGGCGGUGAAACUCGCCCAGGAGCGCGCCGAGAUAGUCGCCAAAUAUGACAAGGGGAAGGAGGCCACCGUUGAGCCCUGGGAGGACACCAACUUCCGCUUGUACAAAGUCAUCGACCGCUUCGGCUUUGUUCAUGAGAAUGAACUUCCAUCCUAUGACUCAGUGGAGGAGAAGCAAAAACACAUGGAGGUGGAGAGGACCUCAAAGUGGCUAAAAAUGUUGAAGAGCUGGGACAAAUACAAGAACAGCGAGAAGCUGGGGAGGAGGGUCUAUAAGGGAAUCCCCUUGCAGCUGCGAGGGCAGGUCUGGGGUCUGCUGCUCGAUGUCCCCAAAAUAAAGGAGGAGAAGAAGGACUUCUACGAGAAAUUGAAGGCCAGAGCCAGGGGAGUGUCCCCCGACAUCCGGCAGAUCGACCUGGACGUGAACCGCACCUACAGAGACCACAUCAUGUUCAUGCACCGCUACGAUGUCAAGCAGCAGGCUCUCUUCCACGUCCUCACAGCUUAUUCAAUGUACAAUACGGAGGUGGGCUACUGCCAGGGCAUGAGUCAGAUCACAGCUCUGCUGCUCAUCUACAUGAACGAAGAGGACGCCUUCUGGGCUCUGGUCAAACUGCUGUCUGGGCCGAAGCACUCCAUGCACGGGUUUUUUAUCCCGGGCUUCCCGAAGCUGAUGCGUUUCCAGGAGCACCACGACCGCAUCCUGAAGAAGAUGAUGCCCAAACUGAAGAAGCACCUGGACACCCAGGAGGUUUUAACCAGUCUCUACACCAUGAAGUGGUUCUUCCAGUGCUUCCUGGACAGAACUCCCUUCACCCUCACCCUCAGGAUCUGGGACAUCUACAUUUUGGAGGGAGAGAGGGUGCUGCCCACCAUGUCCUACACCAUCCUCAAACUGCAUAAGAAGCACCUGUUGAAGCUGUCCAUGGAGGAGCUGGUGGAGUUUCUGCAGGUGACUUUGUCCAAAAAUUUCUUCUUCGAGGACGACUUUGUGGUGGAUCAGCUGCAGGCGUCCAUGACGGAGCUGAGGAAGACAAAGAUGGAGCUGCCUGCCCCAGGUAAAGAAGAUGAGUAUCCCAAGAAGCCUUUAGGGCAGCUUCCUCCUGAGGUGGCCCCAGUGGUGGUGAACCCCGUGGCCAACGGGCAAAGCCACACCGACCCUGCGGAGCCCCCCCAGGACCCGAGUCCGCUACCGGUCCGUCAGCAGGACAGUCGGCCCCCCAGCCGCUUACGCCGGAACUCGCUGGAGAAAUCCAUCCGCCACCACAAGGCUGAAAGAAGAGACGCUCGCUCAAGAGGGUCGGGGGAGAUUCCCAAUGAUCAGCGGAAGCAUUCCACUACACCUGAAAGGGGGGCCCCACCGCCCUCAGCCCCCACCCCGACACCCCCGGUGGAUCGAGGGAAGCCUCAGAGCCACGCCACCGCCAACCACAACUCCAACGCGGCCUCCAGCUCCCGCAAAGAGAUCACCCCCCGCUGGUUCAAACCCUCAGACACAAAGCUGGAGGCGGUGAAAGCGGCAGCCGCGCGGGACGUCCACCAGAGCAGUGGGGCUUCACCGGCCCCCUCCAGCCCAGAGGACAGCGCCCUGGCCCCCCGCCGCCCGAACUCCAAGGGCUUCAUCCCCGACACCAACCGCGGCUCCAAUGCCUCGCAGUAUGACAACGUGCCGGGGCUGCCGGAGCAGGAUUUCGAGAUCCUGGAGCUUGACAGACCCCCGUCCAGAAUGAGGACCCCUCGCAGUGACACCCACUUCAGUGUGUCGUCCCUCCAUCAGGGCAGCCCGAGCCUAGCCGGGAGCACGGUGUCCGUCGCCUCCGGGUCGAGAAUGGCCAAUCACCCUCCUGCGUUCACCAACAACAGUCCCGGGAGGGUGUACCCCGGCAGCCAGUACAGCCCCCCCCCCCAGCAGCACUCCCCGGGCAGAACUACGACAGAAGUUCCCAUCCUCCACCCUGCUUACAGCGUGAGCCUGGAGCCCCGGGGAGAGGACCGACUCUACGCCCCUCCCUCCCGAUUCACCCCGCUCUCCAGCGUGGUGUACGGGGAUCGAGCGUACGCCACCACCCAGCGCCAGAACCCCUCCCCGGAGAAAACUCUCAUGAACAACUGCUACACAACCUACCGCAGGGGGCCGCCGGGGAACCCCCGAACCGUGAGGCCCCCACCAGAGCACUCCCUGCAGCUGGAAACCCAGGAGAGGUCCACCCCGAUCUACCUGCAGCAACUCACCUCCACCUCACAGGUGUACACCCCGGUGGACUACAGGUUUGAGGGGCAUCAGAGGGGUGAGCAACACUUCCUUCAUGAAGGCGGGGGCCAUCGGCGGCCUGUAGACGGGGCCCUCCCAUGGGCUCCAGAUGAUGAGCGGCCCCCUCAUACCCCAGGUGGUGUGCCCCGCUCACCCAGCUUCGAGCGAGCCCAAAUGUCGCCCGUUCAGGAGUUCACUUUCCCCCCCAACCCAGAGCCCCUGCUCCACUACAGGACUCCACUCCAGGAGCCCGUCCUUCGCCAACAGCUGUUCGGAGGGCCGCACUACAGGCACGCACAGGAGGCGUUCGCCCUGCAGGAGUCCAUGCUGCUGUGAUAGACAAAUGGCAAGACACUGUAUAAAAAAUAAAGAACUGAAGUGUAGUCAGACACUGUGGAAAGACAAGCUUUGCUCUCGACGCGUGACCUUCUGACUGUCGCGCUGCGUUGUAAUGUUGCAGCACGCACCAGCCUCUGAAGUUUCUACUGAUCACUUUAAAAACUGACUGAAGAUUUUAUUUUAUUUUUGGAUGUAAAUCAUUAACAAGAGGUGACAGUAUAUAUCUUUUAGAGUCUGAUAUGUACAGUGGAUGUUUUUGUUAAUAUGCUGAGUUGUUAUCAGUAGCAGGGAGGAACUCUCCUGAAAAGGCAAAACUGAUUUAUUUUCCAUCUUUAUUUUUUUAUAGUUACUUCCAGAUAUGUACAAUAGAGAUGGAUCUACUCUAUAUGCUCGUGAAUGUUAUUUUUCAAAAAGAAGUAAUAAUACCGUGUCCCAAGAUAUAAUUAAAGACCACUGUGCAAUUUGAUUUCAAAUGUGCAGUGGCUCUAAUGUAGAAAGUGAUGUUAAUUUUGUAGUCUUUCCUUCCCCAUUAACAGAUGUGCAAUUCGUUUCUUUUUCAAGCGUGAAGUACAGUUUGUUGGGUAUUUCAGUGUACUUUUGGGUUAAAUUCCGACCGCAAAUACAGAGCUCAUUUGUGAGGGCUAAUAAUAUAUAUAUUUAGUUUUAUAUAUUUUGGUUUGCUGGCUUUAAGCCCUCUGAUUGGCUAUGCAACUAUAGGUCACAUGUUUGUUUUUUUCAUUAAUGUUCUAUAGUUACCACAUCUUGAGCACAUGCAGCCAGAGAUAGAUGUGAAGGCGUUUCAGUUUUAUUUGUCUUGUUUUUCUCAACACUGUCAUAUCACUACUGUUUAGCUGCUGUCAAAUGGAGUCAUCUGACUGACACACACACACACACACACACACACACACACACACACACACACACACACACACACACACACACACA